This is a messenger RNA of Linnemannia hyalina, 483 nucleotides long. Lineage: Eukaryota; Fungi; Mortierellomycota; Mortierellomycetes; Mortierellales; Mortierellaceae. The record is from the annotation of a GenBank genome assembly.
AUGCCUCGCUCAUCCGACCACUCCCGCGACCCUUGCCCAUAUGUCAUCUUCUCUGAUUUGGGCGCCUCAUUCGCUAUGGGCGCUAUUGGUGGAGGUGUCUGGUACGGUAUCAAGGGCGCCAAGAACUCUCCAAGGGGCGAACGCUUCCCCGGAGCUUUGGCAUCGUUGAAGGCUCGCGCUCCAGUUUUGGGAGGAAACUUCGCCGUCUGGGGAGGUCUCUUCUCGACCUUUGACUGUGGAAUGAAGGGUCUCCGUCAGAAGGAGGAUCCCUGGAACUCGAUUGCUUCUGGAUUCUUGACGAGCGGAGUCUUGGCUGCCCGUAGCGGCCCCAAGGUCGCCCUGACCUCGGCUGCCCUCGGAGGCGUCUUCCUCGCCGUCAUUGAGGGUCUUGGAAUCGCCAUCUCCAGACUUGUUGCUGAUCAGAACCGCCCUAUGUCUCCUCAGGCAAGUCUCUCAACUUAUCUUGAUAUGCUCUCUUCCUGA